CUUUCAUGUUUCUGGUUUUCCGUUCUGACAACUGUUGCGAGAGGUGAUAUAAAGAGCCAAUUCAGACGUCGCUUUGCAUCUGCUACUGCUAAUUGCCUGCCUCCCUGUAAGCCUCGAUCACGGCGGUGGCGGUCACGACGAGGGAGGGAGAGGUCCGUCCCUUCGUCUCACUGGUCUUAUGGAGGGCGGUUACCUCACCGCGGAGAAGCCCUCGUACCGGCGCACCCUCGUGAUCCAGGUCGCCCUCUGCCUCGCCCUCUACGCCGCCUUCCACAUCGGGACCCCCCAGCCGCCCCCCGCUUCCUCCCCCGGCGGCGCCCGGCUCGGUGGGAAGCCGGCGGAUCUUUACUUCAUGAGCGUGAGGGGCGGCGUGAGGACGCCGCGAGAACAAUCGCAGCUCCUCGAACAGAUGGAGAAGGUAGCAAAAACCUACGGAGCAAACUUUGUGGUGAACAUUGCGGAACUUGGGGAGCGUGAUCCACUCUUGCAGAAUGCCACUUCGCAUUUUCCACGGGAGAUUCCCUGGUAUACAACAGCUGCUUCUGGUGGACAAAUGAUGGGAAGCUUCUUGAAGAGAAUCAGGUUACCAUAUGAGCAAACACUAGACAUCAUUGGUACAGGGUCUUUGCAGGACCUUUCUUAUGAAGAGCAACUCAACAAAAAUGGAAGCAACAACUUGCAUUGGAUGCGGAGGAUGUUAGCAACAUCCAACAGUACCUGGCUCAUUGUUGUCGGGUUUGAUCCGAUGACAAUUUGUGACGAGAAGGAAGCAACAGGAACCAUAAAAUUUAACAAGCCUCUACACAAUGUCUUUUUGGAAUUUGGAGUGGAUGCCUACCUGAGCAAGCAGGGCUGUGCCGGUUACUUUUACCACGACGAAGGCAUCACGUACAUGGGGAACCCAGGUCCUGCAGACAAAUUAAACAGAGCUUUAUCAAUAAAUGUGAAUCCAGAUGUUCUCAGUGAACUGCACAAUGGUUUCUUAUUACACAGAGUUAGUCCACUGGAGAUGGAAUCCUACUUCAUUGACUCCUCGGGUAGGAUAGCUCUUAAAACCAUGAUUCGCCACCGUGGAAGAGGGGCUAUAUGAAUUGGUCCCAAGACAUUGGAUUUCUUGUUCAUAGUCAAGAAAUGUUCUCGAUCUCAAAGACGAGUCAUUUGAGUCAUGGUGACAUCUGUAAACAUUCACAUCUCUGCAUUUUGUUAGCUUUUUGCCAGUUGUUGUUCAUAAAUAAAAAUUUACUUGUCCUC
This is a messenger RNA of Musa acuminata AAA Group (dessert banana), 1251 nucleotides long. RefSeq lists its product as uncharacterized. The coding region runs from base 179 to 1090 and encodes 303 amino acids. NCBI's taxonomy places the organism in Eukaryota, Viridiplantae, Streptophyta, Magnoliopsida, Zingiberales, Musaceae. The transcript has 9 exons. The record is from RefSeq and is a predicted model, not a curated record.